This is a messenger RNA of Vigna unguiculata (cowpea), 3009 nucleotides long. RefSeq lists its product as uncharacterized. Gene Ontology annotation, cellular component: cytoplasm. Gene Ontology annotation, biological process: mRNA destabilization. The record is from RefSeq and is a predicted model, not a curated record. Gene Ontology annotation, molecular function: mRNA binding. NCBI's taxonomy places the organism in Eukaryota, Viridiplantae, Streptophyta, Magnoliopsida, Fabales, Fabaceae.
UAUCUUAUAGUGGGGGAAUCAAUCUCUCUCUUCACUACUCCACUUGUGGGUUCUGGUUUUUUUGGUUACGCUCACCAAAACGGCUCUCUCGCAGGCCAAAAGCUUCACCGUUUCGGUUCCUGCCUAGGGUUUCCUUCUCGCGUCGCCAAAUGCCGCACGGAGCCGCUACUUCGUUCUUCUCACUCUCCAGCUCCAAUUCCCCUCCGCGUUCUUCACCCACCAUGCAUUGAUUCUUCUUCCUCCUCUUCUCUUCAGUGGUGGCAGUUCUGGUAUGGAAGUGUAUGAUAUUUCUGAAACUAGAAACCAUGAUGCACAUAUGAUUGAAGGUACUGAUCUAAAUUCACAUUUCUCAAGCCCAAAUCUUGAACGAACUGAGGUGAUGGCCAACGAAGGAGCCCCUGAGUUUUAUGUUGAUCAGAACAUGUAUUACCCUAUUGCCAACAAUUAUGGGUAUUACUGUACAGGUUUUGAAACACCCGGGGAAUGGGAGGACCACCAUAGGAUUUUUGGUGUAGAUGGUCCCAAUGUUCAGUACACGGGUGCACAAAAUGAAAGUUUGCCGUAUGUAUAUUAUAGCUAUGGAUAUGCACAGUCUCCAUACAAUCCAUAUAAUCCUUAUAUUCCUGGUGCUAUGAUUGGAGCUGAUGGCUCAUUUGGAGGAGGGCAACAUUAUUACACUCUCCCCAAUUAUCAAAACCCAGUUUCUGCCCCUGGUUAUAUUCCCCUUGUUCCGCCAGACAAUUUUUAUGAUAGUUCUGCAGAUUCCUUUUUUGGAGCCAAUGCUUCUGUCAGUAAACCUGAUGGAAGAGGCUUGAAACAUAAGUUCAAUUCAGCUUCUGGUAACUUUUCUAGGAACUCUUCAAAAUUUUUAUCAAAUCAGACAAGUUCCUUGGCCAGGGUGUCAGAAGGGCCGAGGGGUAAUGAUGGGAGGAAGCAAGAUUUAACACAUGCAAGUGUGUCCGGUAGUAGUUUUCUCAAUUUAGCUUCACCGGCUGUUCAUCAGGUAGGCCAUGGAGGAAAUCACCGUGCAGCCCUGCACCUCGCUGUGAGGAAGAAACUGGGUCAGUGGGAAAUUAAGAAAGCUAAAUUGCCUACCAGCAGCACAGAGCUCCUCGUUAUGAGGAGGAAACUGGGUCAGUGUGGAGUUAGGAAACCUAAGUUACCUACCAGCAGCACAGAGAUGUUCUUCCUCGUAGUUCCCCUGACCCAAGCUCCAGGGUCAAUAUUUUUUGCUAAACUUAGGCCGAAGCUUCACCCGGGCAGCAAAGUUCCAAGUGGUGGUGGAAAUGGAAGCUCUGACAUAUUGGGUGAGCAAAAUCGGGGCCCUAGAGUUGGUAGAUCAAAAAAUCAGUUGUCUGUGAAAGCCUAUACAACGGUGACAGGAGAUGGUAAUGAGCAGGGGAACAUUGUCAUUUAUACUGAUCAAUACAACAAGGAAGAUUUUUCUCUUGACUAUGAAAAUGCGAAGUUUUUUGUUAUAAAAUCUUACAGUGAGGAUGAUGUGCACAAAAGCAUUAAAUAUAAUGUGUGGUCAUCAACACCUCAUGGAAACAAGAAGCUGGAGAAUGCUUAUGAGGAUGCACAGAAAAUAGCAGCUGAAAAGUCUGGAGUCUGCCCCAUCUUUCUAUUUUUUUCUGUCAAUGCAAGUGGGCAGUUCUGUGGGGUUGCAGAGAUGGUUGGUACAGUUGAUUUUAAUAAGAAUAUGGACUUUUGGCAGCAAGACAAAUGGAAUGGAAGCUUUCCUGUAAAGUGGCACUUUAUUAAAGAUGUACCAAAUCCAAAUUUUAGGCACAUUAUACUGGAGAACAAUGAAAAUAAGCCAGUAACUAAUAGUAGAGACACACAAGAGAUAGUGUAUUUGAAAGGUUUGGAAAUGCUGAAAAUAUUCAAAAAUCACACGUUGAAGACAUCUUUACUUGAUGACUUCAUCUACUAUGAAAGCCGACAAAAGAUCAUGCAGGAUGAGAAAGCCAAGUUGCUUGGCAAGAAUUUUGAUAGUCCGAUAUUUGUACCUGUGAUGGAAGCUCCCCCAAAGCUGAAUUUUACGUCAACUGGCAAUUAUGAGAAGAAUUUGAAGCCCAAGGAUGAUUCUGAUGGCUUGAAACAGAUUCCAGUUUCAAGUCUUGAGCAGAUUCCUAGUAAUUCUAGUGGUACUAGCAUCAAGCCUGUGGAUGAGAAAGCUGAUAAAACUGUUGCUAAAGAUAUUUCUUCUAUCUUAAAGAUUGGUUCAGUCACUAUUGCCCCCAAACAGGUUGAGGCUAAACAAUCGAUCAGCAUUGAUAAUAAAGAACCAGUUGAUGUCCUUACCGUAGGCUCGAUGAAGGUCAAAGUCAAUGGGUUUGGUUCAUCAUCUGGAUUCUUGAAGGUUGGCAGUAUCCCACUUGAUGGAAGAGCAUUGCAAUCGGGAAAAGGAGAUGCUUCCGUUAAAACCGGAUCACAACGUUAGAUUUUACUUUGCGUUUGAAGCAAGAUCUGGGCUUAGUCUACUUGGUAAAGAUGGAUUUAUGGUUGCCCGAUUGUAUUUUACAAUUGGGAUGUUGAUUUUCUUUUUGAUCAUUGUGUUUCCUACAUGGUUCAUUUGCUAAUGGUGAUGUUUUGCUGCAAGGCUGUUAAAUCUUUGGGUCCUUGGACGGUGUUGAUUGGGUCGACUUCUAAGGUUUUAUAGGAUAGUGUAACGUCCUUUAUUUGUGCUUUUCGCCUGCUGGUUCUCAACAUGCAAGGAGUGAGUGAGUUUGUUCAUCCAAUCUGUGUUGAGAAACCUGCUUGAACAUCGCGCCACAUAGUCGAGUGAGUCUGCUAUAUUGACAAGAUCGUACUUCUAUUCUAUUGUUUUGAAUGUAGUAUCCUUAUUUGGUUAAAGAUGAGCAAAUGUAACAAUUGAUUAAAUGAGCUUUCUAAGGUGAGAGUAUAUCAAUGGCAAGUGUAUUAAUUCUUGUACCUUAUAAUCUAAUCUUAGGUGGAAUCAGUUCACCGUGUUGUCUUUGGAAAUGUUACGUUUGUUUGAUGAAA